CGAAAUGGGAGCCGAGGAGCUUAUCGCCAAGGCCGCGCCCGACACGGCCAUGACGGACGUGAGCAUGACCGUCGCGUCACCGAGCUCGAUGAAGGAGAGGGUGGCUAUCGAGGGCCAGGACGAUGCUCAAGGCGGCAAACCUCUGGAGGGCGGCCAUGGCGAUGCCCCCGCGUGUCGACCUCUGGAGUACGAUGCAUGCAUGAUGGUCGAGCCAGCGACCAAUGACGAUACGUACGACGUGUGCUUGGUCAAGGACCAAUAUGGGCUGGGCAUCUAUUUUACUCGAAGCGACGAGAUGGCGGUCGUGGACCAGCACGUGCCCUUUUACAAGCUACCGUCCGGUCUCCCGGGCCCAGGCGAAGCCAGCGGGCGCAUCAAGCCCGGCGAUAUCCUCGAGUUCAUCGAUGGACUCGAUGUCCGGGCGCAGCCGUUCGAAGCAACCCUCGAAGCGCUCCGCAACCUCGCGCUCGGGUCGGUGACGCUGGGCUUUCGGUCACCUGCCUACUUGCCGCUGGUCGAGACACCCCUUCUCGAGGCAUCCGAGGUCCUCGCCGCCGUCACGCUCGAAGAGCGCAAUCAAUGGCUCGAGAAUGAGCUCGCACGAGAGCGCAAGUGCCGCGCGCUCGCAGACAAGAAGGUGCUUCUCUACCGCGAAGAGGUGCUGCGUCUGAGCCAAGUCAACCUUGAGCUACGCACGGCGAUGGCCAAGGACGAGGCGAAGAAGCGCGCGGCCGACGGCUUUCUCGCGUGCACGCACCUCAUGCUCUGAUCGUCGUCGUCCCUCUCGCUGCAUGCAAGGUGCUCUCGGCUGAAAUUAUUUAAACUGCGUAAUCCAUAGCCCCUUCCGUCGUAGUCUA
Molecule: messenger RNA, 857 nt
Organism: Saprolegnia diclina VS20
Lineage: Eukaryota; Oomycota; Saprolegniomycetes; Saprolegniales; Saprolegniaceae
Exons: 1
Coding region: 5-769 (254 amino acids)
Molecular function (GO): protein binding
Source: RefSeq, a predicted model, not a curated record